AUGAGCGGCGUGUGGCUGAACUCGAGCAUCUCGACCAACCUGCAGCAGUCGCAGGCAAAGAAGAAGGACCUGCAGACCAAGAUACAAGACGCUGAGACGCUGCUGAAAGAGCUCAAGUCUGCGCGUUCAUCCAAGCAGCGCCGUGCGACAAACAGCAAGGCGACGACACCGAGAAACGGCCAAGAGCAGCCUGCUAUCCAGCAAACCACCGAACAGGUUCCGCCGUCAGUUCCUCGCAAUCGAGUGCUCAGAGCGAAUGAGUCUACCGAUGCAUUUCCGCCUUUGAACUUGCCGCUAGCUCCUAGACCUGUUCCUUCGAAUACGUACAAGAGCCUUCGAUUGGUUUACGCCCUAAAGAAGGAAACUCCUGGUGAUGGAGACAAGUCUAGCGAACUUCAAGAGUGA
Exserohilum turcica Et28A is the source of this 405-nucleotide messenger RNA. RefSeq lists its product as uncharacterized. Lineage: Eukaryota; Fungi; Ascomycota; Dothideomycetes; Pleosporales; Pleosporaceae. Bases 1 to 405 code for a protein of 134 amino acids. The transcript has 2 exons. The record is from RefSeq and is a predicted model, not a curated record.